This is a messenger RNA of Suillus clintonianus, 1467 nucleotides long. RefSeq names its product eukaryotic translation initiation factor 4A-like protein. The transcript has 4 exons. Gene Ontology annotation, cellular component: cytoplasmic stress granule; P-body. The coding region runs from base 1 to 1467 and encodes 488 amino acids. The record is from RefSeq and is a predicted model, not a curated record. NCBI's taxonomy places the organism in Eukaryota, Fungi, Basidiomycota, Agaricomycetes, Boletales, Suillaceae. Gene Ontology annotation, biological process: cytoplasmic stress granule assembly; P-body assembly. Gene Ontology annotation, molecular function: RNA helicase activity; mRNA binding; ATP binding.
AUGUCUCAAUCAACCAGACCAUCCACAUCCACAGCCUCAUCCGCAACUCCCAAUGAUGCCUCAUGGAGGGCGGGUCUUCGUCCACCACCAAAAGACUUGCGCCCGCAGACAGAAGAUGUCACAAAGACCAAAGGAACUGAAUUCGAAGACAUGUUCCUCCGUCGUGAACUCCUCAUGGGCAUUUUCGAAGCAGGUUUCGAAAGACCAUCACCUAUACAAGAAGAAGCCAUUCCUGUCGCACUUACCAAACGUGACAUCCUCGCUCGUGCUAAAAACGGGACAGGCAAGACCGCUGCUUUCGUUAUACCCUCCUUACAGCAGAUUGAUGUCGGCAAGAAUAAGAUUCAAGCCCUACUCCUCGUCCCUACUCGCGAACUUGCCCUCCAGACAUCCCAGGUCUGUAAAAUACUGGGAAAACAUAUGGGUAUCCAGGUCAUGGUGACUACAGGCGGCACGACCCUCAAAGAUGAUAUUAUGCGCUUAUCAGAGACGGUUCAUGUACUCGUUGGAACACCGGGACGCAUCCUGGAUCUAGCUGGCAAGAACGUUGCUGAUCUCAGCGAGUGUCCCGUGUUCGUCAUGGACGAGGCAGACAAACUUUUGUCGCCUGAGUUUACUCCUGUCAUGGAACAAUUACUCUCUUUCCUUCCUACCGAUCGUCAGGUCAUGCUUUUCAGUGCAACCUUCCCAAUGAUGGUGAAGGACUUCAAGGACAAACGCAUGAGAACCCCUUACGAGAUAAAUCUUAUGGAGGAGCUCACAUUACGUGGUGUGACGCAGUAUUACGCUUAUGUCGAGGAACGACAGAAGGUCCACUGUUUAAACACGCUCUUCUCUAAAUUGCAAAUUAACCAAUCCAUAAUAUUCUGUAACUCUACCAACCGCGUCGAGCUACUCGCCAAGAAAGUCACAGAUCUCGGCUAUUCCUGUUUCUACUCGCACGCAAAGAUGCUUCAGUCACAUCGCAAUCGCGUGUUCCACGAUUUCCGCAAUGGUGUCUGCCGCAACCUCGUUUGCUCAGACCUGUUGACCCGAGGAAUUGAUAUCCAGGCAGUCAACGUCGUAAUCAACUUUGACUUCCCCAAGAACUCGGAGACAUAUCUCCACCGCAUUGGUCGUUCCGGCCGGUUCGGGCACUUGGGUCUUGCUAUUAACCUGGUCACUUAUGAGGACCGUUUCAAUCUAUAUCGCAUUGAGCAGGAGCUUGGCACCGAGAUUCAGCCAAUUCCCCAGGCUAUCGACAAGGGCCUUUAUGUCGCACCCAGCGCUGCUGAGGAGCCUGCCCCACAGAAGCCCCAGUCUCAACCACAGCCGUCUCAGCAGCAGCGACAACAAGCACCUUCUCAGCAAACUUCAAGCAACGGUCGCCAGAACGGCGCAGCGCCUGCACCGUCGCAAGGGCAACAAGCUCAGCGAGGUGGCUAUGCCAAUCAGGCAGCAUACCGCAACGGCACUCCUGCACGAUGA